Molecule: messenger RNA, 2230 nt
Organism: Physcomitrium patens
Lineage: Eukaryota; Viridiplantae; Streptophyta; Bryopsida; Funariales; Funariaceae
Product: phosphatidate cytidylyltransferase 1
Cellular component (GO): endoplasmic reticulum membrane
Molecular function (GO): phosphatidate cytidylyltransferase activity
Source: RefSeq, a predicted model, not a curated record
AAUGCCAAAUUAGGGUUCCAAGGUCGUGGGGCCCCGACUGCGGUUCGAGGCUUGCGAGAAUGGAUCUGCGAGGGUUUCCUCAGCACAAGCCCCCGGUUGAAUGCUUUGGGCUGUUUUCACGACACUUAGUUUGUUGCCGAUCAGUGUCACUGGGAGGUCUUAUGUAUUUUUUACAGUGGGCCUUUUAGGUUUUCGGUUUGUAUGCUCUGUGUUCGUGUGUGUUGUUGUUUUCAUGGGUUGUUGAUGAGGGAUUAGGGCGGGUAUAGUGGAAAGACAAGGGAAUGGUAGCCAUGUCAGUCCAGGCCGGGAUGAGCGACGUGGGGAUUUCAGGUGGGAAGGUUGAGGAUGCGGAGAGGAAUCCUUUGUUGCAAGAGGAUGCGCAGUUCCCGGGGCAUGACGGUCCUUGGGAUGGGGUUCGGGAGGUAGCGGACGGUGAGGAAGACGAGAGUGACGAGGCAAUUCAGCAGCGGAGACAGAAGACUCAGUCCAAGUUGUUGCACCAGCAGAAAGAGGAGGAGGCAGGUUUGGAGGAAGAGUUGGAGGAGGAGGACGAAGACGACGAGGAGUCUGCAUACGAGACGGAUUCGGAUUCCGGGUUGGCAUCCGUGGUGAAGCCCUUGGUGUCGAAACCGGAGCUGGACACCAUUGCGGAGCGGGAUAAAUUGGAAAUGGAGGAGGAGGUGAUGAAGUCCCCAACACCGUCUGCCGGUGAUGAAGUCAAGAACGAGGAGGAGGUUGUGAAGAACAGGGAAGAUGAAGAUUGGGUAAUGAGACCAAGGCAUAAGAGAACGAUUUCUGGAAAACUCGGAGAAAAUCGUUCUUCGAACAAGUUCUUGAGCAUGUGGACAAGGAUAUUUUCGUCGGUCUGGAUGAUUGGCGGAUUUAUUUUGAUAGUUUACAUGGGCCAUCUCUACAUAUGGGCUAUGAUUGUAGUUAUCCAGCUUUAUAUGGCUCAGGAACUCUUCACUCUUGCAAGGGGGAAAACAGGACGCGAUAAUAAGCUCCCCGGCUUUCGAUUACUUAAUUGGCAUUUUUUCCUUACGGCGAUGUUAUAUGUUUAUGGACGCUUUUUGAACAAGCAUCUGGUGAAGACUAUUUAUAGUGACCACAUGAUCCCACACCUUUUCAAAUACGGAUUGAUCAAAUAUCACAUGCUUAUAUGCUACUCACUGUACAUCGCAGGUUUUGUCUGGUUCAUUCUGACUUUGAAGAAAGGCUCGUACAAGUAUCAGUUUGGUCAAUUUGCUUGGACGCACAUGAUUUUAUUAGUUGUAUUUGCACAAUCCUCCUUCACGGUAGCCAACAUUUUUGAGGGCAUCAUAUGGUUUUUACUACCUGCCUCCUUAAUAGUGAUCAAUGAUAUUAUGGCUUAUUUCUUUGGCAUUUUUUUUGGCAAAACUCCUUUGAUUAAACUAUCACCUAAAAAGACUUGGGAAGGUUUUAUUGGAGCAUCUAUCACCACUGUUAUGUCUGCUUUUAUGCUUGCGUAUGUCAUGGGUCAGUCGGAAUGGCUUACAUGUCCCCGAAGAGAUUUAUCAACUGGAUGGCUGGAAUGCGACCCAGGACCUCUAUUUAAACCAAAAUACUAUCCUCUUCCGGCUUGGACACCGCAGUGGUUUCCUGUGAAAGAAUUUGGAGUGAUGCCAGUGCAAAGACAUGCGAUGGCAUUUGGACUAUUUGCAUCCCUCGUUGCUCCAUUCGGGGGUUUCUUUGCUAGUGGAUUUAAGCGAGCCUUCAAAAUUAAGGACUUUGGUGACAGUCUUCCAGGUCAUGGUGGUAUGACUGAUCGAAUGGAUUGUCAGAUGGUAAUGGCGGUUUUCUCAUACAUCUACUACCAGUCCUUCAUUGCUACUCACCGAUACACAACAAAGUCUUUACUUGACCAGAUAUUGAUGAACUUGACGGUAGAAGAGCAGAUGAUUCUUUUUAGGCAGCUUGGUGAGGCCCUGCAACUUACGUGAAGUGUUUGGCAAGGUUCGAAGAUUGAAGACAAGUUGGUCAUCAUUGUAUGUUGCCUUAACUUGAAAUUGUUUUCCCGUCAGUUGGCCUGAGUAGAAACCCAAGCUCUAUGCUGUGGGUUUUUUUGUAUAUACUAUAGGUGACGCACCCCGUAAAAUAGCCAGUAAAGAGGGAAAAGUGCGUACUCACUAACAAUCUUGUUCAGCAUUUAGUACGCUAUGUUGUAAUUUUGUCAAUUCGCAUAACAAAAGUGCAAACUUGUUGAAUCUGA